UUUUCUCACACGAUAAAGUGAUAAUGAUAAAAUACAUCGUUUUAAAAGUUCAUUAUUUCGUGGAAAUUUUUUUUUGUAAUUAAGGUGUAAACACUAGAUUAAAGUAUUGAUUGAAAUCAUGUGUGCAUACGGUUAUUAAAUUAAUCAACCUAUCGUUCCACAUUUUGAACAUAUAUUAUCACAUUUUUCACUCGUGAAAAGGACUGGCAGUGUACAAAUGCAAUGCAAAUAAAAAAAAGUGAUUUAUUGAUAUUGAUAUAGUACCUAGUAUCAUUUUGAAGCGUACCUACCUAUUUUAUUUAACUGCAUCUCGAAAUGAAUUGCGUUAAAGUGGAUAUUAAAAACAAUAAAACAAUUUUUACAAAUGAAGAAAUACCGAAACCAGAAUCGGAUGAAGAUGUGAUCGUCAAAGUGGCCUAUUCUGGAUUUUGCGGAACUGAUUUACAUAUUAUAAAGGGAGAAUUUACAAACGCUAGGGAUGGAGUUAUAUUAGGACACGAAGUUGCUGGAACUAUUAUAAAUGUAUCGCAAAAAUAUCCUCAUCUUGCAGUUGGUGAUCGAGUUGCUGUUAAUCCAAAUCUGAGUUGCGGAAUAUGUGUUCCAUGUAAAAGAUUGAAGAAUAAUUUUUGCAAAUUGGGAGGUUCAAAAAAUGCCAUAGGUAUAGUCCAAAAUGGAGGCUGGGCUGAAUAUGUCAGAGCAGAUGUUUCUCAAGUGACGAAAUUACCUGAUAAUUUAUCGCUCGAUCAAGCUGCGUUAUGCGAACCAUUGUCUUGCAUUAUCCAUGGACUAGAUAAAUUACACGAUCUGGAUAUGGGUUCCAAUAUUUUGAUAAUAGGAGCUGGAAUCGUUGGAAUGUUGUGGAGUUGCUUAUUGCAUACAUUAGGCCAUAGAAAUGUUAUCAUUUCUGAGCCUAAUGCCAGUCGACGAAAAGUAGUGUCAGAAAUAGGUCUAGGAUACAAGUGCAUGUCUUGGCAAGAUAUCCUGCAAUAUAAAAAAGAAAAUCCCGAAUACAUGAUUGAUAUCUGCAUCGAUUGUAGUGGAAACACAGAUGCCAUGCAAGCAGCUCUUCCGCUAGUUGAAAAUGGAGGCACUUUUUUGAUAUUUGGAGUCGCAGCUCCUGAGAAAACAAUGAUGGUUAAUCCUUACAAGCUGUAUUUAAACGAAAUAACCGUCUUGGGAGUUGUGAUAAAUACACCAAAUUCUUUCGAAAGAGCAGUAUCGUACAUUGAAUCAAUGUCGAAAACACAUUUAAACAUAGAAAAACUCGGUAUUGGAACUUUUCCUUUGAAUGAACAUGAAAAUGCAGUGAGCGCAUUUCAAAAGGGCUCAUUUACUAAAAUUAUGUUCAAAGUUUAAAUAUUGAAUGCACUUCUUUGAUUUUAAUACGAAUUGUUAAUUUGUUUGUCAACUUGAUUCAAUGCAUUAUAUUUAUUCAAUUUUA
This is a messenger RNA of Planococcus citri (citrus mealybug), 1441 nucleotides long. RefSeq names its product D-arabitol-phosphate dehydrogenase-like. The transcript has 8 exons. Lineage: Eukaryota; Metazoa; Arthropoda; Insecta; Hemiptera; Pseudococcidae. Gene Ontology annotation, molecular function: oxidoreductase activity. The record is from RefSeq and is a predicted model, not a curated record. The coding region runs from base 316 to 1356 and encodes 346 amino acids.